ACGACCGGGUCAUCCACGACUAAAACCACCAAGAAACGUCCCAAAAUCCCGUUAAAAACCAGACCCACCACCACCAGCACGUCAGUUACUUCCUCAACCAUCAACGCAACAAGCACCACAGAGUCGCUUAUAUCAACAAGGAAUUUGUCCUCUACCCCCACCUCCGAGAUUUUAACGCCCACCCCAGACCUUGAUGUAGUCAAGAAGAAGGAGCACGCUUUAAUGACUGCCGUGAUCUUCCUGUCAUGCCUCUCGUUCCUGAUGUUGGUACUGGUAUGCCUUUUCCUUCACAAGAAAAAGUUGAGAAGGAUGAAACGCACCAGAAAACUUCCGCUGGCCGAGGGUCUUGGUAGUUCGGAUGUGAUCUUUAUAAACAGUCGCGAUCGCCGGACAGAGCGCUAUUUCGAGAAAAAAUUUGAGUGA
Saccostrea cuccullata (small rock oyster) is the source of this 423-nucleotide messenger RNA. RefSeq lists its product as uncharacterized. The transcript has 3 exons. The record is from RefSeq and is a predicted model, not a curated record. Lineage: Eukaryota; Metazoa; Mollusca; Bivalvia; Ostreida; Ostreidae. The annotation marks the transcript as partial.